GCUUUAGUCCGUGCUUGCUCACUCAGUGAAGCGUUGAACUUAGAACCGAUAGGUCCCAAGUUUAAGCCCUGGACAGGGUCACUCGCCCUACUUUCCGAGGUUGAUAAAUGAGUACCACUCUGAGUUAAGGAAAUACGAAGUUACGCGCGCUACGCUUGUCACGUGGCCUCACAUUCUGCCAUUAAAAAGACAUAGCUCGAAAUGUCAGUCAAACCAAAUUUUUAGGCGUUGUUCAUCCGUUUAUAUCUUACGUAAUGAUGGUGCAGUUAUUGUGUUUAUGGUUUGUAAAAUUUACGUGAAUUUUUUUGGUUGCAGCUACCCUUUUUGUGAAGAUAUCAAUUUGCCUCAGGUAUAUUUAAAUACUCGUGCACCAGCUUGGUGUGAUCGGGUGUUGAUGGACAAGAUAGCAUGGCAGCUACUGCACGACGAGACUGUCAAAUACGACAUCGUUGGAAAGGAAACCUGUAUGGGCGAUCACAAGGUAAGACAUGUACGAUUAAAUGGUUUUUACUGCAUAAUUUGUUGGUUUGCAUUGAAAAAUGCAUAG
Molecule: messenger RNA, 547 nt
Organism: Soboliphyme baturini
Lineage: Eukaryota; Metazoa; Nematoda; Enoplea; Dioctophymatida; Soboliphymatidae
Source: the annotation of a GenBank genome assembly